AACGCAGCCAACCAAGUUUACGAUGGAUGCCGGCCAUCGUACAUAUGCUUCAUAUUCGUACGACUAUCACAUGCCACCAAUGCCUUUUCUACAAAGAUUAUACACCGCUUCGGUGACUAGUCUAAGUUUUGACGAGCUCAUCCGAUACGUCCUCUUGUUCUCUGCUUGUUGAGGUAUGCGGCUUGGAUGAGGCGAUUGUGUGACGGAUCGGCGAUGGAAUGCUUCAGCAGCGCAUCUUGAUUUCCUCCGAUGUUGGCAAUGAUCUUGGAAGCCGUUAUUCGAGCUCAAGUUAGAAGAGUCGGUGUGGCCUAGUUCGGCGUGGCGGCAAGGCAGGGCAACUUUCCCCUUUGCGGCGGCAGGACGUCAUACAGGUUGUUGUCGUUCAGGGGGACAGAUAAAAUGAGCUGUGGGCCAGGGCUACCAACGACUGAGUAGACUUGAGUCCUAGCUUUUGAAACAAGUCGUGACGAUGACGACAGCCGCUUUACCACCACCAUGCAUCCUUCCUACCGUGUCCGUUUCGGCCCGUGCUGAUGCUUCCGCCAGAACCGCGCCGAACCCGGAAGAGCGCCAAUCACUGGUGUUGGAGUGGCCCCAAACAGAUGUGCGGGAGUGGCUUGAGAAGAGUGGAAGCAAAGUAGAUUCUCUGGCGCGGGUGGCUUGGGCUCUGGUGCUUCGAAGCUAUACCUCUCUGGAUCACGUUUGCUUCAAGCUUGCCACGAGCUCGCGGGAGAGCAAGCUUUACGAUUGCCACAUCGACGGGACAAGCAGCCUCCAGAACCUUCUGCAUGAGGUAGAACGAUGCGAGAAAGACGAGUGCUGCCGCGAGAACUCGGCGUCCCUCUGCAGGAAUGAACUCGGAAACGCACAUGGUGUUUGUAACACCAUGCUUGCAGUUGAGCUGGAAGGCGGGAUACGGGGUCAGCUUGUGGAGUUGCGGAGCGUGUGUACCUACUUCCAUCGCACUGAAGUGGAUAUUGAACGCAUGGCCAGGUGGAAUAUGCCUUUCAGGAGAACCGUUGAGGACCAAUGCGUCACGGAGAUCAUUCUGCGAUCUUGUCGCGAACGGCCCGACUCCACGGCAAUCUCAGCCUGGGAUGGGGAAAUCACUUACAGCGAUCUGGAACGACAGAGCGCUAGGCUUGCGACAAAGCUGUUGAGGAUUGGCGUUGGCCCUGAGGUGACUGUUCCUAUACUUAUGGAAAAGUCGAAAUGGUUGGUGGUCGCGGCCUUGGGCGUCAUUCGAGCGGGCGGUUCCUUCCUCACUCUGAAUGUUUCGCACCCAUUUGAGCGCAUUGAGAGGAUAGUCCGGACUGUCUCAGCGCCACUCGUAGCGUGCUCGCGCGGUUGCGAAACGCUAGCCCGUCGCUUGACCGAGAAGACCAUUAUCAUUGAUGAUGCUGCAGCAUCUCUCGAACAGGAGAUCGAUGAUGAAGCUUUGCAGCAACAGCAAGACCGAUCAUCACCAUCAGAUGCUCUGUAUGUGGUCUUUACCUCGGGAAGUACGUCAGAGCCCAAGGGUCUGGUACUUGAGCAUAGGGCAUUCUCUGCCUCGGCAUUGGCAACGAUUGGCCCGUUGAGGCUGGGGCCGGAGACGCGCCGUGUACAGUAUGCGGCAAAUGGCUUUACCAUGUGUAACCGCGAGAUCCUGCUCAUGCUCAUGGUGGGAGGCUGCCUCUGCAUUCCAUCCGAAAACGAUAUAAGGACGGAUCUGGCAGGGUUCAUCAACCGCCACCGUGUUAAUUAUGCAUUUUUGACGCCAGUUUUGCUAGACAGCCUGAAGCCCACAGAUGUCCCACCCCUUCGUGUGCUCUUGCUAGGGGGUACGACAAUUGGUAUGUCCCAGAUAAAGAAGUGGACAAAUCAUCUCCGAGUGAUGUAUGGGUAUGGGGCGACUGAAACGGCUGGAGUUGCCGUUCUGGUCCCAGAGAUUGAGCCAGGAUGGGAUGAACGCAGCGUCGGAUAUGCCUGCGACCAUUGCCUCUGGGUCGUGGAUGUGAAUAAUCCGAACCGUCUAGUGCCCGUGGGUGCCAUCGGGGAGCUAGUGCUUCAGGGCAAGGGCCUUGCAAGGGAAUAUCUAGGUGACGAGGAGAAAAGUUGUCGUGUGUUCUUGAAGUCAGCAGACUGGCAAUCCCGACUGGCUCCGUACGGAUAUGGCAGCUCUCAAGAGCGGCUCUACCGCACAGGAGAUCUGGUACGAUACAAUCUGGAUGGGUCUAUCCAGUACAUCUCACGAAAGGACAGCGUGGUCGAAGUGGGCGGCCGAAGAGUAGACCCCGGGGAGGUUGAGCAUCAUAUUGCAAACUGUACGGACCUCGUGAGUCGAGGGGUACGAAAUGUUGCCGUUGUGGCAGCUAAUGCACCAGAGAAUUGUGGCAGGACUGUGCGGGUGCAGCUCACUGCAAUCAUCGAAACUGACGUAAGCUCCACGCAGUGUUCAAGGGAAUCGGCUUCAGGGAGUUUGAACAUGGUUCGAUCCGAUCCGAACGGUGAAUUGGCAGCAGUAAUCAAGGAGUAUCUGCUAACCCAGGUCCCUCAAUACAUGGUUCCGCCUCAUUUCUUUCUCAUCAAUCACAUGCCCUUAAACAGAUCAGGGAAAUUUGAUCGGCUCCGGUUGAAAACUGUGUUUUGUCCGAGCCCGGUGGCUAGUUCAACGCGGUCAAACAUGAACAAAGCGACAGGGCCGCAAGCUCCUAUGGCCGAUGAUGCACCGAAUGGCGUGUUGGCUCAAAUAGAGCAAUUGCGGAAACUGAUCGCUCAGCUGCUUAAGCUUCCCGAAGACACGGUCAGACCAGAGAGCAAUUUCUUCGAAAUCGGGGGAGAUUCAAUGACAUCGUUUCAGCUGGCAUCGCUCGCUGGACGGAAAGGUCUUCACCUGACAGAAGAUACGAUUCUGAGCUGCCCAGUAGUGUCGGACAUGGCUAAGGCAUCGACUCCCAGAAAUUCGCCCACUGAGCGCCAGGAAAUGCGGACAAGCCCAGGCAAAGAGGAAUUCACCGCUGCCCAGACCGAAAGGUUGCGGAGACUACUGCCGUUGGAGCUAUCACCUUUGAUGCUCGAAAUGCUACCCCUUACCGACUUUCAACAGACGAGCUUGACAAUGAUGAAUUACCGCUAUUACCGGCUUGGGUUGCCCCCGAAAUUCGAUCGUAGACGGUUGCUUCGUGCUUGCCAGAAGCUCGUUGCUCGACAUACCAUUCUGCGAGCAGCCUUUGUCUGCCAGAAUGGAGAAUAUGUUCCGGUGGUAUUGAAAGACUGGACAGUGUCUGUUCGUGAUUUUGAAACAGAUGAUCUAGACCGGUUUUGUUCAGACGACAGUUCCGUUGCAGAGAAUGUAACUAGCGGUCGACCGCCCUUUGCCAUACACUUGGUGACCAUCAAACAAUCUGGCGAAGUGUUCCUUGUCUUCCGGCUCGCCCAUGCGCUGUACGAUGGUUUUUCUGCGUCUGUCCUCGUCGGCGACUUUGCCGCUCUUUACAACGAGAAGACCUUGCCUCCGACAAGCCCAUUUUCGGCUCACCUGCGAGCAAUGCAGGCAUUGCAGACGGAGGUGGCGUAUGGUACUUGGCGAAAGGUCCUGCAAGGAUCACAGAUGACUUCACUGCGCGAGCAUAGACUUCCCAUCUCCGCGUUGGAGGACCGCACUUCACGGCCAGCGUUUGUGGUUAAUGUCACAAAGACAAUUCCCACCGUUUCCUUGCCGGUCAACAUCACCUUAUCCAGCUUGCUCAAGGCGGCGUGGGCUGUCACGCUUCUUCGGUACUUUGCCUCACAGUCUAAGACUUCUACAUCCGUCGUCUUCGGACAAGUCGUGCAUGGACGGAAUUCUAAUGUGACGCAUGCGGAUCGCAUUCUGGGCCCCUGUAUCAGCAUCGUUCCUGUCUCCGUCUCGUUCGAGCCAACAACUUCCAGGCUAGAGGUCCUUCGCGCAGUUCAGCGACAGCACCUUGAGACUUUGUCUUACUCGGCACUGGGAUAUCGAGACAUCGUAAAGAACUGCACGGCGUGGCCCAAGGAUACUCCGCUGAGCAGUUUCGUGCGAGUUCGCAAUUAUGAAUUCCCCACUGAGUGUUGGCUAGAUGGAGUUCAGUGCCAUGCCAGCCACUAUCCUUUACCUAACAAUCCAUCUCAUAGUGCGAAUGUGCAUAUUGUUCCUGGGGCAGGUCGUCUGCAUGUGGAGAUCGCAGUCUCGAGUCACGUUCUCGGUGAGCGGCAGGUAGAGUACCUAGUGGGGGAGUAUUGCCGGACGAUUCAGAGUUUUGAUAACAAAGUCAUUGGGCGCAAGCCGCAUGUUUUCGCACCGGGGCCCUCGCUGGGGUAGAUAGAAGCACUGAAGAACUGCAUGCGGUCGCCUUGAAGCUCAUUAUGGCUCAGCCAGAUAUGCUGUGGUUUCCAUAAGGAUCCCGCAGAUAUAUAUUUAUGAGACUGUCAGAGCCAAAAAUCAAUGAUCGGUAUCCAAGCUUUUUGGUGAAAAAUCAGGUGCUUGUCGGAGGACAGGGUAAUGUGUCAAGAUUUUGCAAAUAGCCACGACAUACCAACAGUCAUAUUUUGUUCUUCCUACACGUUGCGAUACUAUCUCGGCAACGUAGCGGGCAUAUUUCUGCUACCCAGGUGCUCGGCUGUGGGUAGAUCAUAAAUACGCCUGUUUGACCGGUAUGAUCGUCGGGCACCAUCUGAAGU
Messenger RNA from Aspergillus aculeatus ATCC 16872, 4680 nucleotides. RefSeq lists its product as uncharacterized. Gene Ontology annotation, biological process: amino acid activation for nonribosomal peptide biosynthetic process; secondary metabolite biosynthetic process. The transcript is spliced from 3 exons. The record is from RefSeq and is a predicted model, not a curated record. Gene Ontology annotation, cellular component: cytoplasm. The coding region runs from base 470 to 4321 and encodes 1283 amino acids. Gene Ontology annotation, molecular function: catalytic activity; phosphopantetheine binding. NCBI's taxonomy places the organism in Eukaryota, Fungi, Ascomycota, Eurotiomycetes, Eurotiales, Aspergillaceae.